GAGUGGGGUUUCGGGAGCGCAGUAUCGUCUCACUCUUGCGGGCGCUUUGCCUCGCCUAUUGUUUGAUAAAAGUCGAGUAUUUACCCCACCGCCCCCCCCCCCCUUUUUUUUUUUACGCGGAUACACGUUUAAAGGAAAAAAAACCGUUUAUGGUCCUGGCUGAAGAUUUCACGAUGUCUCGCACCGACGAGGUUCACCGCAUGACGGAAAAUGUCUAUAAGACCAUCAUGGAGCAGUUCAACCCCUGCUUACGGAACUUUGUUGCCAUGGGGAAGAACUAUGAGAAGGCCCUUGCCAAUGUUACAUUUGCUGCCAAAGGCUACUUUGAUGCUCUGGUCAGAAUGGGUGAACUGGCCAGUGAGAGUCAAGGAUCCAAAGAUUUAGGGGAUGUGCUGUUCCAGAUGGCUGAGGUCCACAGACAGAUCCAAGUGCAGCUUGAGGAGAUGUUGAAAUCCUUCCACAAUGAGCUGCUCUCUGAGCUGGAGAAGAAGGUGGAGCUGGAUGCUCGUUAUCUGACUGCUGCCCUGAAGAAAUACCAGGUGGAACACAAGAGCAAAGGGGAAAGUCUGGAGAAGUGCCAGGCUGAACUGAAGAAGCUGCGCAGGAAGAGCCAGGGCAGCAAGAACCCCUCCAAGUAUGGAGAGAAGGAGAUGCAGUUUGUGGAGACCAUCAGCAGUAAGCAGACUGAGCUGGACACCUUCAUCGCUGAGGGAUACAAGACAGCCUUGUCUGAGGAGCGUCGCAGGUACUGUUUCCUGGUGGAUCGCCAAUGUGCCGUGGCCAAGAACAGCAGCGCCUACCAUGGCAAGGGUAAAGACCUUCUGACCCAGAAGAUCCCAGUGUGGCAACAGGCUUGCUCAGACCCCAACAAGCUGCCAGAGAGGGCCAUGCUACUGGCCCAGCAGAUGGGCUCUGCCGCCCUUGGGGGCACAAGCCCCCUGCAUACCUCCAAAUCCAACCUGGUCAUCUCAGACCCUAUCCCCGGGGCCCAGCCUCUUCCUGUGCCCCCAGAGCUGGCUGUCUUUAUGGGCAGUGGCCUGGGACACCCAGGGAGGCUGAUGGGCCCUGAUGGUAUGUCCAUGGUCAAUGGGACAACAGGAGUCCACGGGGAGGAAUACUGGACGGAUGGAGGGACUAUGUCCGUGUCCCAAGUCAGGCCUUCAUCCCCUCAGACCCAGGCGCAGGGCCAGUCCCUGGCUCAGCCCCAGAGACAGGUCAGCGAUGUCUACUCCAACACCCUCCCUGUCCGCAGGCCUGCCCCCGCCAAGAAUAAGAACCCCGUUGGAGAGACACGGACCCUGCCCAGGUCCAGUUCCAUGGCAGCAGGCCUGGAAAAGAAUGGGCGCGCCCGUGUCCAGGCAAUCUUCUCCCACGCUGCGGGUGACAAUGGCACCCUGCUCAGCUUCUCUGAGGGAGAUGUCAUCACCCUGCUAGUGCCUGAAGCCCGUGAUGGCUGGCACUAUGGGGAGAAUGAGAAGAACAAGAUGCGCGGAUGGUUCCCAUUCUCCUACACACGUGUGCUGCCUGAUAGUGACAGUGAGAAGCUCAAAGUGAACCUGCACCAUGGGAAAAGUAGCAGCACAGGGAACUUGUUGGAGAAUGAUGGAUCAGUGCCCACACCUGACUACGGCCUAACUGCCCGACUGCUGGCACAGAGCCUAGCACAGACCCGCCCACGCCCCUACAGCAUGGCAGGCUUUGCCACACAGGUACAGCCUGCUAUUGAGGAUUAUGAUGGCCGCUUUGCCACAAGUGACCGUUCCCUGGAGGUCUACCUCCGGCCCACCUUCAUUGAUGACCGAUCUACACCCAUCUUCUACUAGUGGCCUGCUGUCCCCUUCUGUCCACUAAUGGGCCCUUUUGAGGGGGAUAAAGAAAAUGGCUAAGAUUGGCAUGUUUGAGUUGUAUGAUGUUAUCACAAGAGGGCCCAAAAGUGUGAUUUUUUUUUUUUUUUUUUUUGGGGCAAAAGGAACAUGUUACACUAAGAAUUUAGUUUCUCUGCCGUGGAAAUUCACUCAAGAGAAUUUACGGUUAAUCCUUGUGAUGUUUUUGCAAAUGUUUCCACAAACAUUGAAUGUCUCAGGCUGAACAUUCAAGUGCAAGUGUGACAGUAGAUUUUAUUAGUUAUUUAGAUCACACCAGUUGUGGAUUAGGUGUGGCUAAUAGGUUUUCACUAGUGAUGCAGUCACAUUUAUUAUUAUUUAUCUGCACUUCUACAAUGGGAUAUUUUUUCUUCAACACUAUACACUGUAAAUUUCAUUUGAGGAUUAUUUACGCUGAGCAGUGAAGGCACACUCUGCAUUAGUUGUUUAAGUGAGGCUGAGGGUGUAAGAUGGUCGGUAACAGUUUUCAGUGCAUCACUGUAAUAUGCACUGAAGACAAAGUGUAGAUUGGAUACUGCCACAGAUAACUAGAACUUGACAGUUGGUGAGUAAACUAUAAUUCUGCUUUUGUUAAGUGAUAUAGUACUAUAUAUUUGAUCAUGAUACAGUAUACCCAUAUUUUCAAUGUGGGAACUGUGCCUUUUUUUUUAAAACAUAUGCUUUGUGCAGCAUUGACCAAAUCAUUCUGUAAACUGGUUUGAGGGCAUGUGCAUCACAGUUCAACUUGUAUUUUUUAUAUUCCUGAAAAUAUAAGUGGGAUUAUUUCCCUUUUUGUUUUGUUUGCUUGUAACGUAGACCUUUUUUUCUUGUCUUUUUAUUUAAUUAAAUUUUUUGCUUAGCAAGCUCCAGUGCAGUACAAUUGCAAUGCCACCGAAAUAAUACAAUAAUAUUUUGAAUUGCUUAAAAUUUCAGUAACAUCUAAGCUGCCAGAUAGCCAAGAGAUGAAUUACAGUGCAUACAUAAUGGGUCUUUUUUAUAUAUUUAGCUUUGAGGGAGUGGUAGCUUAUCAGAUAAGGUACAGUAUUAUCAUGGCUUUUGAUUAUUCAUUCUCAGUAUUAUACACUCAUCUGGGAGAAAAGCUUAGAGCAGAGGCAUUUAUCUACAGUAUGAUGUGUGGGGAUAGUAGUGAAACUGUGUGACGGAAAAGCAAUAAUGUGUAUGGUUGUGUGAAUGAGCUAAAAUGCUUAGACUGCAAUAAAUCAACAGUUAUAUCAUGAAAAGUCAGUUUUCCAUGGAUGAGUCCUUUACACUGAGUGGUAUGAUCAGGCUUUUAUUACACAGCUCAUUUGGGCAGCAAGUUUCAAAUGCAUUUUUUACUUUUAUAUAGCUUUCCAUUUGUCCAUUUCUCACUUUUGUCCCUGUUUGUAUUAUAUCUGUACUGUACAGAAAGUACAUAUAAAUUAUCUUGUCCAAAAUAAAUCUAAAUGGGUACAAAUGUCA
This is a messenger RNA of Siniperca chuatsi (mandarin fish), 3323 nucleotides long. RefSeq names its product BAR/IMD domain containing adaptor protein 2a (gene baiap2a). The coding region runs from base 150 to 1823 and encodes 557 amino acids. The record is from RefSeq and is a predicted model, not a curated record. NCBI's taxonomy places the organism in Eukaryota, Metazoa, Chordata, Actinopteri, Centrarchiformes, Sinipercidae. Gene Ontology annotation, cellular component: nucleoplasm; cytosol. Gene Ontology annotation, molecular function: cytoskeletal adaptor activity; protein binding. The transcript is spliced from 14 exons. Gene Ontology annotation, biological process: positive regulation of actin filament polymerization; actin crosslink formation; plasma membrane organization.